This is a messenger RNA of Micropterus dolomieu (smallmouth bass), 3839 nucleotides long. It is a transcript of the gene aoc2, whose product is annotated as amine oxidase copper containing 2. Gene Ontology annotation, molecular function: primary methylamine oxidase activity; copper ion binding; quinone binding. The record is from RefSeq and is a predicted model, not a curated record. The coding region runs from base 46 to 2328 and encodes 760 amino acids. Gene Ontology annotation, cellular component: plasma membrane. The transcript is spliced from 5 exons. Gene Ontology annotation, biological process: amine metabolic process. Lineage: Eukaryota; Metazoa; Chordata; Actinopteri; Centrarchiformes; Centrarchidae.
CCGCAACCCCCGCCCGAAGCUCAUUCCUCUCCAAGCCCAUGCGUAAUGGUAGAACGGAUGAUGAACUCUCUGGUGAAAUGGGCGCUGAUCCUCUUUGUCCUCGUCUCCAUCAUUCUCAACGUCGUCCUGAUCAGCAUCCACUCCAGCAGGGCUCCCAAAUGUUCCGCUCAGCGUGUCCACCCGCUGCGGGGCAAACACGACGAACGCAGCCUCGUGUUCGCUGACCUCACCCAGGAGGAGUACUUGCAGGUCCAGCAGUACAUGAUCGAUGAGAAAGACUUGGACAUAUCGACGAACCAAAUCACCAAGCCUUCGGGAAAUUUCUUGUUUUUAAUAGACCUAAACCUGCCAAAGAAAUCGAACGCGCUGAAUUACUUGGACGGGAAAGGCGCCAAGCCGGCGAGAGAGGCGACGGUUGUGGUCUUCCACGGCGCCCAAGGCUACAUUAAGGAGUACGUAGUGGGGCCUCUUCCCAAGCCGACAUACCACAGAGAUGUCACCAAGGAGAGGUACAAGAUGGAGCUACCUAUCAGUGCGCGCACGGUCACCAUCGGGGAAUACGCUUUGCUUUUCCCGUUUUUGGAGCAUGAGGUCUUUUCCAAGCUGGAGAAGCUCAUGAAAGAGAGCUUCGACGUGGGUUCGGACAAGAAGCUGGACGCGUUUGAGCAGAUGCCCCGCGGAGUCAGAUCCGGGGACAGAAAGACCUGGAUAUCUUUCUUCAGGGAUAUGAGCGGUCUGUACAUCCACCCGGUGGGUUUUGAGGUGCUGGUCAACCACGAGAGCGUAAACGCAUCCAACUGGAGAGUGGAGCGGCUGCUUUAUAAUGGCCAAUACUUCGACACGGUAGAAGAACUUAAACAAAAAUAUGAUGCGGGGUCUGUUAAGAAAAUAGUUUACAAGGAAUCGCCAGACUAUGGUUCACUGAAACCCAGGCACAAGCCUCUGCAGGUCGGCCCGCAGCUGUUUUACGCAGACGGAAAGCGCUACAGCGUCAGCAACAAUCACGUCUUGUACCUGGACUGGACCUUCGCCUUCGGGCUAAGCUCUCUCACGGGAAUGAGGGUGUUUGAUGUGCGUUUUAAGGGUGAGAGGAUAGUCUAUGAGCUGAGCGUGCAGGAAGCCAUGUCGGUGUACGGUUCAGUGACUCCGGGGAUGAUCUUGACAAAGUUUCUGGACUCGAGUAUUGGGAUAGGUCGCUUCGCACACGAACUGGUCCGUGGCGUGGAUUGCCCCCACGAAGCAACCUACAUUGACACAUACCGCUACAUCGAUGUCCCAGUCCCGAUCAGAUAUAGGAAUUCCAUCUGCGUGUUUGAGCACAACAUGGGUCAACCCCUGCGGAGGCAUUUCUCUGACUUUUUCCAUAAGAGUUACGGGGGGAUGGUAAACAGCGCACUGGUGUUUAGGACCAUCACAGCUAUAGGAAACUAUGAUUAUAUGUGGGACUUUAUCUUCUACCAGAGCGGAUCAGUGGAGGCCAAGGUACACGCCACCGGCUACAUCUCCUCUUCUUACCUGGUAGACGGUAGUCUAAAAUACGGACAUCAGGUGGCGGAGAAGGUGCUAGGGAACAUCCACACCCAUUUCAUCAACUUCAAGGUGGACCUGGAUGUGUUGGGAGUGCAGAAUGUUUUCCAGACCAAAGACAUGGAAUAUGUCAAUGUGUCACUGCCAUGGAUGUCUAAUCACUACGCUAUGGUCCCUCAGCUGGUGGAGAAGCAACUCAAAACAGAACAGGAGGCUGCUCUUCGUUAUGACACCAAGACUCCUCGCUACCUCCACAUCGCCAGCAACCAGACCAACCGCUGGGGCCACCAGCGCUCCUACAGACUGCAGGUGUUCAGCUUUACUGGGGACCACCUUCCAGAGAGCCAGGCCGAGGAGAAGGCCAUGUCCUGGGCCAGGUAUAAGGUUGCCAUCACUAAGCAUAAGGACUUAGAGCAGACGAGCAGCAGUCUGUACAGUCAAAACAACAUCUGGACUCCAGCUGUGGACUUUAGCAAGUACAUUGAAGACAACGAAAGCAUUGAAGACGAGGACUUGGUUGCCUGGGUGACUACUGGUUUCCUCCACAUCCCUCAUUCUGAAGACAUCCCCAACACGGUAACCGUGGGCAACGGGGGCGGGGUCAUACUGCGGCCCCACAACUACUUUGACGAGGACCCAUCCAUCCACUCUGCUGAUGCGGUGUACAUUGGCCCCGGCACUGAGGACAGCUGUGACAACAACAGAAUGGCCUGCCUUGCCCAAGAGACCUGUAGCCCCGUAUUUCAGACCUUCACCUACCACGGCUUUGAGGGGGUCAUGAAGUUUGAGGAUUGGGCCUGAUUUAUUGUGCACUGCCAGGUAAUGUCUGCUGAUAUUACAGACAUGUGCUUGGGCUUAUAAAAUGAUGAAUUAAAAGUUAAAAUUCACAACUUUAGCACAUUAACUACAAAUCAUGCAUACAUUAAAUAACUGCUGAGCAUUUUUCAAGCAUGGAAGCAUCUACAGUGAUUUCCUCUCUUCCAGGUAGCCAUUGGUUUCCAAUCAUUUAAUUUCAAUCAUAUGAAGAAAUCAACUUACAUCGACUUGAAACAUGCUUGAGGUAGCUAAACAGAGUCAAACAAUGUUAUAUAAUUGCUUUAUCAAUCAGUUACAUUGUCAUCACAUGAUAAUGUAGUUACAAACUUUUCAUAAUUCUUCCUGUUGUGUUCAAGGAUGCUCUGAUAUGUGAGGACUAUAACUUAAUUUAACAGAAAAACCCAGCAGACUGCUUACAAGGUUCAAGAUAACGGUUCAAGGGCACGUCCAAUGCUGCUUGACUUUGUAGUACCUUCAUGCUACACACAUAGAACAUAAAAGGCAGGUACAUUUAUAUUAUUUACAAUAUGGUCAAAAUAAAAAAAAUAAACAAUUUAGGUUUAUUCAACCUUACUAUAGCCUACAUAUGUAUACAACUCAGGAAAUUAUUCUGCAGGGCUUUUUUGUUGAAUUUGCGACUGGGUGGAAUGUCAACACCAGCAACAAUACAGUAAUAAUAGUAGUAGUAAUAAUAAUAAUAGUUUUUCUCAUCUUCACAUAAAAAGUCUGACAUUUGAUAAACAGUGUCCAUCCACUUUGACUGCAUUUGAGCGCCAAGCAUCAUCGACAGAAAGAGCUACUCUUUUAUCCAAACCCCGGCUUAUUUUCAGAUUACUGUAUUUCUGUCAUUGUGUUUCAAAUUUUAUUUCGAAAAAUGAAUAAAUAAGUAACAGAUGAUAAAUGUGAUGUAAACAGAUGUUGUAGUACAAUAGUUGUAGUUAUUAGAUUAACAGAAAUAAGGGUUGUGCCAACACUAUUUUAGGAGUGGGAAAUGUAUUACUUUGUUUACAAGACUAUUCAAUGCAAGCUGAUUUUUAUCAGUACUAAUUGUUGCCAUCACUCAAUUGUUUUUCAAAACAAUAUGAUGAUAUUCUUAGAAAUGUGAUUUAUGGUUUAAGAUUUUGCAAGGGAAGAUGCUAUCAUCUUUUCAUUUCAGUAAUGUUUGCAAUCACUUUUGCUUUUAGGCCAGCAGUCACCUUUAGGAUGAAGUCAAAAUGUAUCCAAAUGGUAUUGGGAAGAAAAAAUCUUUAUUUCUCUAUCUGUGCUUCUUACUGAUGAACCACUGUGAUAUAAACUGGGUACACGUUAUAAACUGACACUGUACAGUCAGCUGUGUGUAAAUGCGUGCACUGACAAAUAUGACCAAUCAGUCCAAAGCAGGGUCACUCUCUGAUGUGGCUUGAGACUGGGACUACUGAAUAUCUGAUUCACUAUUCAUAUAUUCACGUGUUUUUCUACUGUUGUUGUUUCCUCUUAAAAUAAAAGAUGAGAUUAUA